ACCAGUUUAAGAUUUUACGUUGCACGAUCAACACGUAUUUGGGAUUUAGUCUCUUGCUCUCUGAAUGUGACUUUUGAAAUCGAAUUUGCGCAUUUUUUAUCCACAAAUUCUCUCUAACGGAACCAAACUAUUCUCGCUUUUACUUGAGUGUUGUGUUUGUGUUUAUUUUUACAUUCGAUAUCACACCUGAAGUGCUUUAUUACUCUCGCAGUGAAAAUUGACUGAUUUGAACUAUUGUGAAAUAUUUAACGAAAGAAAAAAGAAAACAAUUUGCAAAACUAAAAUAAAUUAUUGCGCAGUUGCAAUUAUUUUUGAUAACAAAAUCAAGUGAAUAUUUGUGAUAGAAAAAAAAGAGAAUCAAACAAAAUGAAUGAUUUAGUGGAUUUACGCUUGCAUCAUCACAUUGCCCAGGAAAUUUAUCGUCAACAAAUGUUGCAACGCUUGCCCGAUCCAUAUCCAAACAUGUUGGCGAUGUCGCGUCACGUUCAGCUACCACCACGUUAUGGUUUGCCGGAUGUGAAUGCAACGCUGCAAAAUAUGGAAUUGUGGCAGCAAUUCCAUGAAAUUGGCACGGAAAUGAUCAUCACCAAAAGCGGACGCCGAAUGUUUCCAUCGUUGCGUGUUGCAUUGUCGGGAUUGGACAAAGAUGCUCACUACUGUGUUGUGCUUGAGAUGGCACCGGUCAGCGAUUGUCGAUUCAAAUUUUCGGGCAGCCAAUGGGUACCGGCUGGCGGUGCUGAACCGCAAAGUGCACAACGCAUGUACAUUCAUCCAGACAGUCCAGCAUUGGGAUCACACUGGCAAGCACAGCCAGUCAUUUUCAACAAGGUCAAAUUGACAAACAACACAUUGGAUAGCCAGGGACAUAUGGUUUUGACGAGUAUGCACAAAUAUCAGCCAAGAUUGCAUAUCAUUCGCACAUCCGAACCGUCACAGAUCCCAUGGGCGCCACAACAAUCGUUCACAUUUCCUGAAACCGAAUUCGUUGCCGUCACAGCUUAUCAAAAUGAUCGAAUCACAAAAUUAAAGAUCGACAACAAUCCAUUUGCCAAGGGUUUCCGUGAGUCAGGCCAGUCGAGAAUAAAGCGGAAACUCACAUCAAAACCAAACGAAUCAAUGGAAGGAAGUAGCGACAAAAAGCUUCGAACAAGCGAACUCUUUGAAUACAAGAAUACAAUGAAAGAGAGCAAAAUUGGUCGUAAACGAUCAAACAGUUUAUCGGAGUCGACGACGUCGGCUGAUGAAAGCGGCAACUCGGUGGGCGAUGAGAUUUCUUCAUCGUCACUCAGCGGAACCUGCUCGCCCGCAACAUCGGCACAUGAAUACAAUCCGGCUACUUAUGAUGAAUCCGAUGAUUAUGCACCAUUGAAACCAUACGAAACGAACCAUGGCCACAGUUUGCCGACCACCGUUGGACGUCAUCCAUCAUCCGAAUGGAUUGAUUUAAUGACACUGCGCUAUAUUCAAGCCAACGGAAGCUAUCCACCGCAACAGCCAUUGUUCUAUCCACCGUUACAAGCAAAUUACGAUUCAUUCAAACAAACACCACCAUUUAUGCCAUCACCUAUCGAUUUGGCACGAUCCUACAAACAAAUGCCAUCGCCGCCCGAGUACUCAACAUCAAUGGUGCCAGCGAUUUUGGACGCACCAAAGAAAUCGAUGGCAGCCAGCCCACCGAAGAAAACCGGCUUUUCCAUUUCAGCUAUUUUAGGCUGCGAAAGCUAAACACCAUUUCACGUCUCACAUUUCCAAUCUCAACCGACUGAACUUGUAGUGUUAGUUUCUCUUUACUGGAUUAUAAAUAUAUGUUUUUAACUUGGUUAGUUCGAUUUUUUUUUAAAUAUAUUUGAUUUUUAUACCUUUUUUUGUCUACAAACAAACAAUCUUUCGAUUAAGUAUUUUUUUUCGCUCAGUUUUGAUUUAAAAAUUUUCACAAAUUAUUUUUUUUAAUGCCUAAGUUAACAAAAACAAUGUUCUGUUUAAACGUUGAUAUUGCGAACUCAUUAACUUUGUUUCAAAGUGCAAUUAAUCAUUUCGAGAAAAUAGAAAGAAAAAGCGUGAACGAUCUUUUUUUUCGCAACUUUUCACUUCGGGAAUACAUUCGUUGGUGAUUGGAACGAAUAAAUUGUAGAAAAAAAGGCGGUGUUCACAUCACGCCAAUGAAAUUGCGAUCGUGUGCUUCAAAUAAA
This is a messenger RNA of Sitodiplosis mosellana (orange wheat blossom midge), 2189 nucleotides long. RefSeq names its product T-box-containing protein TBX6L-like. Gene Ontology annotation, molecular function: RNA polymerase II cis-regulatory region sequence-specific DNA binding; DNA-binding transcription factor activity, RNA polymerase II-specific. The record is from RefSeq and is a predicted model, not a curated record. NCBI's taxonomy places the organism in Eukaryota, Metazoa, Arthropoda, Insecta, Diptera, Cecidomyiidae. The transcript has 5 exons. The coding region runs from base 367 to 1725 and encodes 452 amino acids. Gene Ontology annotation, biological process: heart development; positive regulation of DNA-templated transcription; cell fate specification. Gene Ontology annotation, cellular component: nucleus.